UUUAAAUUGGUUGUCAGUGUGCAUUCGAGAUUCAGAAUUGCUUCAUCUCUCUAAUAGAGUAAUUGUGCUCGUGAAAAAAAAUCCUUAAAUUUUUCAAAAAUGUCUUUGGAACGUGCCGUACAAGCCAAAAUCGCUGGAAAGCGUAACCCAGCCCAAGAUGCCGAAGCACAAGAAUGGAUCGAAACAGUUCUUGGAGAAAAAUUCCCAGCUGGUGAGAAAUACGAAGAUGUCUUGAGAGACGGACAAGUUCUCUGCAAAUUGAUGAACAAACUCGUUCCCGGAGCUAUCCCCAAAAUCAACUCUACUGGCGGACAAUUCAAAAUGAUGGAAAACAUCAACAACUUCCAAAAGGCUCUUAAAGACUACGGAGUUCCCGAUAUUGAUGUUUUCCAAACCGUUGACUUGUACGAAAAGAAAGAUAUUGCCUCGGUAACAACUUGCUUGUUCGCCCUCGGUCGUGCCUGCUGGAAGCACCCCGAAUUCCCCGGACCACAAUUGGGCCCCAAACCCGCUGAUGAAGCCAAGCGUGACUUCACCGAAGAGCAACUCAAUGCCGGCAAGACUGUCAUCGGUCUCCAAGCUGGAACAAACAAGGGCGCCACACAAGCUGGACAAAACAUAGGCGCAGGCCGCAAGAUCAUUUUGGGCAAGUAAAUUGCACAAAAGAAGUCAAAGCGUUCAAAAUCCCCCCUUUCCCCCCCUCUCAUUUCCCAAAAAACACACAAAAAAACCUUCUCACUCCUUUUUCCCUUUUCUUUCAAAAUUUCCAUGCACUUCCCGAUUAUCCUGUCGCGCACACUUUGUCUAAAUAAAAUAUAUGUAAGUAAGAAAAAAAUUUUAUAUAUUAAAGAAAAACAAGAAAAA
This is a messenger RNA of Culicoides brevitarsis, 864 nucleotides long. RefSeq names its product muscle-specific protein 20 (gene Mp20). Bases 100 to 654 code for a protein of 184 amino acids. The record is from RefSeq and is a predicted model, not a curated record. The transcript has 3 exons. Gene Ontology annotation, biological process: actin filament organization. Lineage: Eukaryota; Metazoa; Arthropoda; Insecta; Diptera; Ceratopogonidae. Gene Ontology annotation, cellular component: actin cytoskeleton. Gene Ontology annotation, molecular function: actin filament binding.